Colletotrichum scovillei is the source of this 1122-nucleotide messenger RNA. RefSeq lists its product as uncharacterized. The record is from RefSeq and is a predicted model, not a curated record. The coding region runs from base 1 to 1122 and encodes 373 amino acids. The transcript has a single exon. Lineage: Eukaryota; Fungi; Ascomycota; Sordariomycetes; Glomerellales; Glomerellaceae.
AUGCAGAAAUCACUCCACCAAGAAGCCACUGCUGGCUACUCUUCUCCUCUGCGGUCCGCUUACGAGCCUGAUACCCAGGUCGAAGGUUCUUAUGUCGGACAGCAAGCUCAAAUGCAUGGCCAGGACGUCUAUGGACAACAAUCAGCCGAGUAUCACGCGCAAGACGCCCUGGCCCAGCAGCAAUACAGUCAAGCUCAGUUUGGCCAAGACCAAUUCGAGGCCCAGCCCUAUGGACAAGCACAACUCCAGCCACAAUACGGACAAACAGCUUCGUGGCAGCCCGAGGUGCAGGUCUCCGAGGUACAGGCGGAAGAGGAACAUGAGCAGACAACUCCGCAGUUGGCACCACAGCAAAGUGAGCAAGCACCGGACAUCAGCCCCUUAGCGUUGCGUCAGGAGGAGUCACCGGCGACGCCCUCGGCGUCGUCGCAGGGGACACCCUCUCGUGGACUCGCGUUCAGCAGGCACAAUCCUGACCGACCGCAGACACCGCCCACUAUGCAGGCCGAAGAGGAUUUUGAUCCCGAGCUCAUGGUCCCACGCGAUGUGACCAAUGUGCCAUGGCACGCUCGCAACGACUCGGUCCCUCACUCGAUGCGAAGCCAGAGUACCCUCGACUCCGUUGCGUCGUCACCGAUUCAUUCGGCGUUGCACGCUGACAAGCACGAGCCGGUCAUUCGGGACUCGUGGCCGGCUUCCGUUCAUCACUUGACGAGACCGCGCAACGACUCUUCUCUCACCGACCGCGAGGAAUAUGAUCCUUUCAGAGAUAGUGAGGAGGCGGCAAAGGCAGCUCGUGGGCCAUCCGGCUCCGUAGGCUCCAGUUCAGACAGCCCUCCGCGGAAUGCGGCGGCCACGAACAACAACUCACCUGGAAGUUUGAUCAGCAGAAUGCGCGGCAUCUUUGAGAACAACCAAGCCAAGCAAGAGCCGGCCAGCCCAGUCCGAUCACGGCCGGUGUCGGGUGUUUUUCACCCCGUCCGGCGCAGCAAGCCCGGCGGCGACGACGUCGAGGACCGCGGAUACGAUCGCAAAGCAGGGUUUCUCAACGAAGCCGAAGACGAGGUUGACGAGCAGAGCGCACUCCUACGAAGCUCUGCUGGCGGGUUGGAGGCAAAUUGA